AUGAUCACAAACACUCCUUCGAGAUCUUCCUCCCUGAUAUUCUUAGUACUCAACUUGGCACUCCUGGUCCUCGGCCAAGGCACACAAUUCAUCACUGGUCCCUGCACGAGCGAUGCUGAUUGCGCCUCCAGCUGCUGUGGCUUCAACAGCGGCCUGUGUGCCGGCCCGGUCAUAGCCCAGACACGCGACGGGGGAUGUGGCUUCGGUGAUGCACAGCCCAACGACAUCGCAGCCCAAGCCUUCUUCAGCUCCCAGUCAGCUGCAGCAGCGGGUGCCACUUCGCCUGCAACUGCGGCCCCUGCCCCAGCGGCCACCACCACCGCCGCUGCUGCUGCCUCGGGUAACAACGGCAACGUUGGUACUGGGACGCAAUUCAUCACUGGGCCUUGUACGAGUGACGCAGACUGUGCCUCUGGAUGUUGCGGUUUCAACACGGGUCUGUGUGCGGGUGCCAUUGUUGCCCAGGAGCGAGAUGGCGGAUGUGGAUUUGGCAACGCUCAGCCCAAUGACAACGCCGCACAACUCCUUCGUGGAGAACAACCCACCUCGGCUGCUACUUCUGCACCAGCUCCAGCGAGUACUGCCUCGACCUCUUCGGGCACUGGUACUGGAGCCGGUAGCAGCACGUCUGGCUCUUCUUCCUCCGGGUCAGGAACCAGUGGCUCGGAACCACCCAUCGAUACCACCAUUCCGGGAUCGGAAAACGUGGGCAAAGCCAACGGCUCGCAGUUCAUCACAGGUCAAUGUUUCAGCGAUGCAGACUGUGCUUCAGGAUGCUGUGGAUUCAACACUGGAAAAUGUGCUGGAGCAAUUAUUGCGCAGACUAGAGACGGAGGGUGUGGGUUUGGAGAUGCCCAGCCCAAUGACACCGCGGCCAAGGCGUUGGAAGGGGGAGCAAAGAAGAGGAGAGGCAUUAGCGCUGUGAGGGAAUACAUGGCAUGA
Molecule: messenger RNA, 942 nt
Organism: Fonsecaea multimorphosa CBS 102226
Lineage: Eukaryota; Fungi; Ascomycota; Eurotiomycetes; Chaetothyriales; Herpotrichiellaceae
Exons: 2
Coding region: 1-942 (313 amino acids)
Source: RefSeq, a predicted model, not a curated record